This is a messenger RNA of Brassica oleracea var. oleracea, 2406 nucleotides long. Its product is annotated as ATPase family AAA domain-containing protein 3-B-like. The coding region runs from base 169 to 2082 and encodes 637 amino acids. The transcript is spliced from 8 exons. Gene Ontology annotation, biological process: mitochondrion organization. Gene Ontology annotation, cellular component: mitochondrion. Gene Ontology annotation, molecular function: zinc ion binding; ATP hydrolysis activity; ATP binding. The record is from RefSeq and is a predicted model, not a curated record. Lineage: Eukaryota; Viridiplantae; Streptophyta; Magnoliopsida; Brassicales; Brassicaceae.
UUUCUCUGCCUCCUCCUCCUCAAUUGCAAUGGGGGCAUUAGAUAUUCCUAUUUAAAUUUUCUUGUUCAUGAAGCCAAAAUCUCUUCCUCAUAAAUAAUUUUUUUCUUAAAUCUCUUUAAACCAGGAAGAACCCUAGUCUAGUCCCUUGGAGAUUCCCAAGGGGGAAAAAUGGCUCAAAAAUGUGCGAUUGGUUUGAUCUCAGCCAUAGCAGCUGCCGCUUCUCUCUCGAAAUCGAAUAUCGCUUCUGCAGAUGGACCUCUCAACUUCUCCACUUCGACUCCUCAGCAGCAGCAGGGCUCUACUCCGCCGUUACCGGGAUCUGCGAAAGAUUCUUCUGCGCCUGGCGAAGAAUCCGAUGCUCCUCCACGGAUUCGGAACGAUAAUCCGAGAACGACGUCAGCUGGAUUCGAUCCGGAGGCGUUGGAGCGAGGUGCAAAGGCCUUGAAGGGGAUUAACAACUCCGCUCACGCCAAAAAGGUAUUUGAAAGUAUUAAGACACAAGAAGAGACGAGGCAAGCUGAGUUUACUGCUAAGGCCCAAGAGUUUAAAGCUUUGCAAUCCCAAGCUGAAGCUGAGAGGCAAAGGGUAAUUUACGAUGAACAGAAGAAACUUGCUCAGCACCAAGCACAAACAAAAGCACAGAUGGCCCGCUAUGAAGAUGAAUUAGCAAGAAAAAGGAUGCAGGCUGAGAAUGAAGCCCAGAGAACACGAAAUCAAGAACUUGUGAAGAUGCAAGAAGAAUCAUCAAUCAGGAGGGAAGUAGCUCGACGAGCUACUGAGGAAGAGAUUCAAGCACAGAGACGACAAACGGAGAGGGAGAAGGCUGAGAUUGAACGCGAGACUAUCAGGGUCAAAGCUAUGGCUGAAGCUGAAGGGAGAGCCCGUGAAUCUAAGCUCUCUGAGGACGUCAAUAGGAGAAUGCUUGUUGAUCGUGCAAAUGCUGAAAGAGAAAAAUGGGUUUCGGCCAUCAACACUACAUUCGAUCACAUUGGAGGUGGGUUGCGUAUGAUUCUAACAGAUCAAAAUAAGCUGGUUGUUGCUGUUGGAGGUAUCACUGCUCUUGCAGCUGGGAUCUACACAACGAGAGAAGGUGCCAAGGUUAUCUGGAGCUACGUGGAUAGAGUCUUAGGGCAACCUUCUCUUAUUAGAGAGUCAUCGAGAGGGAAAUACCCUUGGUCUGGAUCGCUUUCUCGCGUCUUUUCCACGUUGCGGGGUGGUGGUAAGGAGGCUGCAUCCAAAAACGGAAAAGGGUUCGGUGAUGUUAUUUUGCAUCCUUCUCUUCAAAAGAGAAUCGAACACCUUGCUAGUGCAACUGCCAACACAAAAUCCCACCAAGCACCUUUCCGAAAUAUGCUUUUCUACGGUCCACCAGGAACAGGAAAGACAAUGGCUGCCCGAGAGCUAGCUCGCAAAUCUGGUCUAGAUUAUGCGUUGAUGACGGGUGGAGAUGUUGCCCCACUUGGAGCUCAGGCUGUUACGAAGAUACACCAACUGUUUGACUGGUCCAAAAAAUCUAAGAGGGGCUUGUUGCUCUUCAUCGAUGAAGCUGAUGCAUUUCUGUGCGAGCGGAACAAAACAUACAUGAGUGAAGCGCAAAGGAGUGCACUAAACGCACUCCUCUUCCGCACAGGUGAUCAGUCCAAAGACAUAGUCCUAGCGCUUGCCACAAACCGACCCGGUGAUCUAGACUCAGCGGUGGCUGACCGUGUCGACGAGACUCUUGAGUUCCCCUUGCCUGGAGAAGAAGAGCGCUUCAAGCUUCUAAACCUCUACCUAGACAAGUACAUAACCAAGACCAAUCUGAAAAAACCGGGUUUGCUCCAAAGCCUUUUCAAGAAAGACCAGCAGAAGAUCGAGGUAAAAGGCGUCACAGAGGAUCUACUCAAGGAAGCUGCCGCCAAAACGAAAGGGUUUUCAGGUAGAGAGAUAGCGAAGCUGAUGGCAAGCGUUCAAGCGGCUGUGUAUGGAAGCGCGGACUGCUUGCUGGACACAAACCUUUUCAGAGAGGUUAUUGAUUACAAAGUCGCGGAGCAUCUACAGAGAAAGAAACUAGCUGGAACCGAUACAGGUAACAAGAAAUGAAAUCAUAUAAACUUGUCAUCAACAUAGGUAGAUUUGAACCAACAGUUUGUCCUAAAAAACUCCAAACCCUGAGCACUAUUUUCAAAAGGGUUUAUGCAAAGGAGAAAAGCUUUGUUUUUUUAAAUUGUUUCUCCCUGUGAUUCCAAAGGUGAGACUAGAGUUUGAUGACUGCUUUAUAUUCUUUCUUCUUUGCCGUUGCAGUCUUUAGUUUAUCUUUUUAAAUCACUUUUUGGAAAAUGAGGCAAUACUGGUCUCUUUGUAAGAUGAGCUUAUUAUAUCCACUUUUAAUAUAUAUAUAUAUAUUAACAAAAGAAGCUUACUAUA